GGUCCGACGUCGGAGCUCCCCGGAGAAGUCGGCCUCGCUCUGCGGCUCCCUGCGCGGUCUCCGGCGGCGGCGGGCGUCCUGCCUGGCCCGGCGUGGGGCCUUCGCGGCCGUGCUCCUUCCCACCAGCCCCGGACUAGUGAGUUGCAGGUGACUGAAGUUUCAAGCUGCAGAAUGCAUAGCACCCUACAAGGUUGGCCAUGAUGAACACACUGCAAUUAAAGGAAGCUAAGGUCCUGGAUGUUCAGUUUGUGGGAGAUGAUGAUGUUCUCAAUCACAUUUUUGAUAGAGAAGGAGGAACUAAAAUAAAGAAGGAGAAAGCUCAGCUUUUAGUCAAUCCACAGAAAAUAAUCAAGAAGCCAGAACGUGAAUUGGAGAAGAGUGACCAGGAAGUCUUAAAGGAUCAGAACUAUGUGGAAGUUUUGGGAAGAAAUAUUCAAGAAUCCUUGAAAAAUGGCUCUUCUGUAGAUGGUGGAAAUAAAGUUUAUUCUUUUCAACAUAGAAAACACUCUGAAGAGAUGACUAAAUUAGCUCUAGAAAUCGCAAAAAAGCCAAGAAAAAUUGUUGACUCAAAGAACGUUCCUGAAAUUAUGAAAAACGCUCAGAAAAGCAAGGGGCACUCCACUUCGGAGAAAGUUCAGCUGGAGAACAAUAACAAAACUGAAUUUCUGUCAACACCACCUCGUAGUCUAAGAAAAAGAAUAAUUGUGCCAACGUCUCAUUGCGACAGUGAAAGUGAAUAUUCUGCUUCCGACUCAGAGGAUGAGGAAGAGGAGGACACUAAUGAGCUUGGGCUCUCUCAGAAGAGUCGGGUGCAGAGUAGAGGAUUUGCAGCACCUGUUUCCAAAGGGACCCCAGCUAAGAAAAUGAAAAGAGACAAAACAGUGAGUGAGGGAGCCCUGGGCCUUAGGGGAACUGUCUGCGAUGUCUUCCGGGUGGAGGGUGUCUCCCUGGCUGUCACUGUCUCCCCUCUGCAGAGUGUGGAGGGUGUCUCCCUGGCUGUCACUGUCUCCCUGGCUGUCAAUGUCUCCCCUCUGCAGAGUGUGGAGGAUGUCUCCCUGGCUGUCACUGUCUGCCCUCUGCAGAGUGUGGAGGAUGUCUCCCUGGCUGUCACUGUCUCCCCUCUGCAGAAUGUGGAGGAUGUCUCCCUGGCUGUCACUGUCUCCCUGGCUGUCACUGUCUCCCCUCUGCAGAGGAUGGAGGAUGUCUCCCUGGCUGUCACUGUCUCCCAUCUGCAGAGGGUGGAGGAUGUCUCCCUGGCUGUCAUCAAUGUCUCCCCUCUGCAGAGUAAAACUCUACGAAACUUAUUAAGCAAAUUCUCGCCUUCCUUUUCUGCUGAAAUUGCACAGUUAAAUCAACAGCAUGAAAAGUUGUUUCAUAAAUGGAUGCUACAGCUACGCCUUGGGUUCAACAUUGUGCUUUAUGGUUUGGGGUCCAAGAGAGAUUUACUAGAAAAAUUUCGAACCACCAUGCUUCAAGAGUCCAUUCAUGUUGUCAUCAACGGCUUCUUUCCUGGAAUCAGUGUGAAAUCAAUCCUGAAUUCUAUAACUGAAGAAGUCCUCAAUCAUACGGGCACUUUCCAGAGUGUUCUGGAUCAGCGAGACUGGAUAAUAAACAAAUUUAAAGAAGAUUCUUCUUUAGAACUCUUCCUCCUUAUCCACAACUUGGAUAGCCAGAUGUUGAGAGGAGACACCAGCCAGCAAGUUCUUGGACAGCUGUCGUCUUUGGAGAAUGUGUACCUUUUAGCGUCUAUUGAUCACCUCAAUGCUCCUCUCAUGUGGGAUCAUGCGAAGCAGAGUCUGUAUAACUGGCUUUGGUAUGAAACGACGACAUACAAUCCUUACUCUGAAGAGACGUCCUAUGAGAACUCCCUUCUGGUUAAACAGUCUGGAUCUCUGCCGCUUAGUUCUCUGAUUCAUGUCCUACGAAGCCUUACCCCCAAUGCAAGGGGGAUUUUCAGGCUCCUUAUCAAGUUCCAGCUGGAUAACCAGGACAGCCCUUCCUACAUCGGGCUUUCUUUUCAAGACUUCUACCAGCAGUGUCGGGAGGCCUUCCUCGUGAACAGUGACCUCACGCUCCGGGCCCAGCUGACUGAAUUUCGGGAUCACAAACUCAUCAGAACCAAGAAGGGAACUGAUGGUGUGGAAUAUUUAUUAAUUCCCAUUGACAGCGGAACAUUGGCUGACUUCUUGGAGAAGGAAGAGGAGGAGGCUUAGACUGUCUCCUUUUAGGUGGAAAAGUCAUCGUCCCCCAGCUGCUGCUCCUCUAGCAAGAAUGCUGGUUUGCAUCCAGCAUUAGAUCAUUCUGUCCAGCAGACACGAGUUACUAGUGAAGGGGCGCAUCAUCGAUUUGAACCUUGAUUAGCCUGGCUGGUGUGCUGUCUCUAAUGCUAUGCAGUGGUCAUCGAGUUGGGAGGGAAAUGUGCCUUUAAUUUAUUACUUCUCUGGAGACUUAUUGCUGGAUGAACAGUAUGCUCAGGGAUUAUAUGGAAGUGGAUAUUUUUGGAUUAUUUUAUAUGGAAUGCUAAUCCCUAAUUUUCGAGGGCAGUUUAACUCCCCGAGCUGAAUUACUACAAGUGCACUUGUUUCAGAUCAGUACAAAGAGGGGGUCCCACAGAACUUAGGAGGAAGGAGGUGGGUCGUCCGCUUUUUCUGAAAUGAUGAAAACAUUUCAGAGGUCUCUCCCUGCGGACUUAGGCUGUCUCAACUGAGACAGUGGGAGAAAUGCAAGGAAUAGAUAGGGCGUGUGCCCAGCCUCGGAAGCACAUUUAAAAUAGUUAGUAUUUAUACCAUGACCUUGAUUUUUAUGAUACAAAUGAGAAGUCAGACUAAGAAAUCGUGAUUUACAUGUUAGUAAUUGUUUUCAGGACAAGAGAAAAUAAAAAGAUUUCCUUAUUCUUGUACAUUGACAUUUAUUUUCUUACAUAGCAGGCAGGAAUAGCUGGCCCAGCCCUUUCCUGCCACCAUCCAGGAGUCAGAGGCAGGCAGACUGCUUCCCUCCUUUCAGAAGAACAGUAGCAAGACAUGAGCUCACAUUUGUAAUCCGACACAGGAAGACGGAGGCAGGGAAAGAGGAGGUCUAGCCCAGUCUGAGCUACAGUGAUGCCCUGCUUCAGCAAACAUUCAAUAAACACACAGUGACACACAGGA
Molecule: messenger RNA, 3146 nt
Organism: Peromyscus maniculatus bairdii (prairie deer mouse)
Lineage: Eukaryota; Metazoa; Chordata; Mammalia; Rodentia; Cricetidae
Source: RefSeq, a predicted model, not a curated record